UUUGCCAGAAGUAAAAAUGCUGCAGCCCCACCCUGAGCCAGCUCCACACAUACUGUUCUGACAAAACAAAAAGCGAUAUGCUCUGUAAGUUGUUUCUUUAAAAUGUACAAAACUCUGCAAGUAAGAUAGACACUCAAAAUUACUGACUACGUAAAUGUGUCCAGUUGAAAGUACCUGGCAAAAUUACCGGUAUCUUUGUUACUGAAGCACACAUAUUUGAUUUAUCAGGAAAUAGAUCAGGACUUGAUUAAUUUGAAUUCUUACUGAUCAAAGGUAAACUUUUAAGUGAAUGAAGAAUCAUUCUUUGUUUAAUGUUUGGUGUCUCUACCACUUCUGGAUAUGAAGAAAACUGAGAGUUCUGGUGGGAUUACAACAGUCCUUCUCCUAACAGCUGGAGAGGGGAAGAUGGUCUUUUUUUCCAUUAUUCUUUGUGAAAGACCACUCAUACCACUCAUCUUCCUGUGUAUAAAAACAUGACUUUGGUCUGUGUGUUGGGUAAGUGCAUUUCACAAAGUUCUUGUGACAUAUGUUAAGCUGCUGGUCAAGCUUGGGUGGCUGCAUUUUGUAUAGGAAAGCUUGCAAGCAUCUCAGAUAUACAUAUACAUUAAUCAUGCUUUGUUAUCUGUCGGUCAUAGAGAAUGAAGCCCUGAACAACCUGAUCACUGUGGGCUCUACUUUGAGCAGGAGCUUGGAUGAGAUAACUUGCUGAGGUCCCUUCUGGUCUAAUUUUGUAUAAUUUGGUGAUUACAAACCUGGUCAUAAAAUCUAAUCUUUACUGAAAAUGAAGUGGCUUACAUUUUCGUAAUCCAUGGGAAGUUUUUUCUUUUCACAGGAGUGUGACUCUGGGGAGCUUCUCAAGCUUUGUAGGACAUGACUGGAGAACUGUAAUGUUUUGGAAAUGGCCUGGGCUGUGUUACCUACUGUGCUUUUUCCAGCCGUAAUUUCUAUGAAUCUGUAAUUUUGAGGUUGAUUACUUGUUGCCCAAUUUCACAGUUACUUAAUUCCAGUAUCAGGCAUACUUAAAGAGACCACAUUUAGUCAUGUACCAUUUGAAAGAUGGAUGAUGAUGAUUUUGGAGGAUUUGAGGCAGCAGAGAGCUAUGAGUGUGGAAAUGGUGAAAAGCAGACUACAUCUCCUGCUAUUUCUUGGGCAGCAUUUCCUACAGUAUCUGAAGUCCAUGUAUCUCAGAAUAUUUCUCCUGAUGUUCUUCUGGAGCACUCUGUGCCUUCAUCCUGCCUGGUUCCUCCUGACUCAUUCACUUUAUCAAAUGAUAAUGUGGCAAAGGCUAUUCAAACAGCCAAUGUUAUAAACCCAGCUGUACUUAAAGAACAGAAUCAAGUAGAUAUUCAAGUUGCCUCUUUGAAUUUAAGUGAAGUCACGUCGGCCAUUGGUACGGAUGGUAAUGAGACAAAGAGGCAAAAUGAAUUGAAGAGCUCUCUUCAACAAACUGUAGCAAACCUAGAAACCAAGCUUUGCACUGCUGAAGAAGAAAAAAUAAAAACAAAAAAGGAAUUAGAAUAUUUACUGGAAGAAAACAGUAUUCUAGAAAUGAAUUUCUUGAAGGAUAAAAAAGAAAAGCUACUUAAAUAUCAAGAUCAUUACAAGAUGAUCCAGUUGUUGCAGGGCUUCACAAACAAACAAAACAGUUUUAUUCAAGAAAAUCUGAAUGUAGAAAAGCAUAAGCAGGAGUUAGAAGAUAUGAGACGAGCUGGACAUGAAGCUUUGAGUAUUAUUGUUGAAGAAUUCAAGGCACUGCUACAAUCUACAGUUCAACAGCAAGAAGCAGCUAUUGAAAAACAGUAUAUACUGGCAAUUGAAAAACAGUCCCACAAAUGUGAAGAACUUCUUAAUGCUCAGCAUCAGAGACUUCUUGACAUUUUGGAAGCAGAGAAGGAAGUCUUAUCAGAAAAGAUAGAAGAAGCUUUGAUGCAACAGUCACAAAAACAUAAGGAAGUGCUGGACAAAUGUUUGGAUGAAGAAAGAGAAAGAAGUAAGGAAACUGUGGCAGCUGCUAUGCAGACUGAAAAAAAAAUAGUGGAGGAGGCUGUUCUGAAAGCAGUAGAGGAGGAAAGGAGAAAUAUGGAGAAGAUUCAUGAAGAAGAAAGAAAAAUGUGGGAAGCAGAACGUGACAGACAUAAAGAGAAAAUUGCCCAGGCUGUUCAAGAAGCAAUACAAGAGCAAAGAAAACAUAAUCAAGAAAUUGUCAAGGAAGCAUUAAUGGAGGAGCAAAAACGAAGUGAAAAGGCAAUCGAAGAAGCUGUGAAAAGGACAAGGGAGGAACUGCUGGAAUAUAUUAAAGAGCAGAAAAGGAUAUCUAGCCUUCUUGGCAAUGAAGCUUUGAGGGAACAUCAGAAAUACCACAUUCAGAAAGGACUGUCUGACAAUGAAAUAGACACCAAAAAGCAUUCCAGGCUGCAGCCCAGUUGGGAAUAUGGUGCAUCCAUCUCCAAAGAUCUCUUCCUUCCAAUUUCUCUCACCUAAUGUGUCAGCCUGCUCAACGUUUUGGGGGAGAUCUCCUCUACUUGUAAUAAUGACAAUGUGUUCUGAGUCUUGGAGGAAAACAUGUUACCUCACUGUCAUAGUGACAGAACAUCUUGUGCCCAGAAUGGUUUCCUGAGACGCUCUGCUAGUGCAUUGGCAAGUUAGUCUCAAACUGUACGUAGCUGCCUGUUAUGGAUUAUAUCACAGACACUUACACUACUGUACUGAAAAGAAAAUGACUAUGUUAUAAGAUCUUGAAUAUUAUUUUCUGUUGCAUCAGUGAAAACUGUUGAUAUGUCUCUGCAUAAAAAAGGAGAUAGCUAGCACAAGAUUUUCAGUAUUGUUUUAAUGAAAGUUAUUCUUUUUAUCUAACUGUGGCUUUAAUCAAGAGUCCAGUGUCCUUAGCACUUAAGAUUGAAGGAUGAGACAGAAUUACUCAGAAGAAUGGUUUUCAUCAUCCUCUUUAAGAUAGACAUUUGUUUCAUUUCAAAUCAAAUUUGAUUACCUCCAAAGCAUGUGAAACAACUACCUGUUAAAAACAGCAAAAAGGAUUCCCCAUCCACAACCACUUCAAGGUUCACACAGAGGAGGUAAUGAAGUAAACUCAUUCUGUUCUUUAUGGAAGUCCUAUGGAUCAGUUCUCACCUAACCCAUGAGAAUAAGAAAAACAAAGGCCUUUGCUCACCUUUGCAUAGGCAGAUUCAAUGCCUAUAUAAUCCAGUUCUCCUUUCAUAUUUUCCCAUGCCAUAUUGUCCUCUGUUGCUACAAAGUGGUAGCAGAUUGUUAACAAGGUAUAAACAUGUAUCAGCAGAUGAGCUAAGUGCUAGUUGCCAUCAUUGCUGCCAAGCUUUGGUCACAGCCAAUAUCAACGUAUCCUACAGAAACAGUAUUGUAUCAUUUUGUUUAGGCUCUGGUUUGGUACAGAGCUGAUGAAUACAGCUCUUUUUACAUGUUUUAGGACUUGACUACUUUCUAAUGUUUCUCAUUAGAGGGCCAAUAUAUUCAUGCCUAUAUAUGUAAUUGCUUGAUAUUGCUAUAAAAUCCUAAAUAUUCAGACAUUAAGUAUUCCAAUUAAGUAUUCCAAGAUCUUCAGAUGUUUUUAGAUGUUUCAGAUAGUCAUAAAGUGUUCAUCUUCAGUUAUCUUUUAAUACUAAAUUAUUAUUCUUUUUAACAUGCCUUAUAGUUUUGAACUCUUAACAUUCUUAACAUUCUUAUUUCUAAGCUCUGCACUGUAAAUGCAGGUGCUAGGAAGUCUUCACACACACACACACACACACACACACGCACACGCACCCUUUAUGAGAUCCUAGGAGAUGAUCCUAGGAGAUGAGGUGUUAAGGAAAACAUCCAUUAUUAUAUAAUCUCUGAUCAAAUCACCAGAGGAACAGCCCUAGGUAGGAUGGAUCAGUGGUUCACAUGAAGAAGUGUGUUACCCUUCUGCCCUGCUUCACCCAUCUUGCUGUUAACCUCAGUUACAUAGUCAUAACUUCAAUUUCCUCCCAGGGUGAAGGUUUGGGGUUAGAUUUCAGGUUGACUUUGCACUAAUGUUGGCUUCAUUUGUAAUCCUGCAGUCUUCUGCUACAAAUGAGAAAAAGCAUCAUGCUGUUCUGUCAAGUUUUCCUAUGUUAUAUAAACUCUAACCUCUUGAUAAACAUUUUCCAUUAAGAUUAUUCAGGAUCAAAAAGAUCUAUCUCCUUCCUUGAACAAAUGUUACCACUGUGGGACAUGCUAGAAAACAGAGGGACUUAAUCUGGUAUUUGGAACUGUAAAUCCCAAUGCAAUCUGAAUUGGUAGACUGCUUCUGAUGCCUCUGUGUUACUUGCUCAAUCACUAGAGCAGUAGCCUCUGCGUUUAAAGAGAGUAUAUAGUUCUCACUAGUUCCCAUUGACUGUCUGCCACAGUGCAUAAAGUCAUGCAGAACCCAAAUUAAUCUCUCUCACAUUAUUUGGCUUAUUACAUACCAAACUGACAGGCUUCUAGGCAGCUUGGACAGAUAAGACAAAAGUAUGGAAACCAACAACUGUGCUCACUGUGUCAAAAUUAUGUUGAUCAUCCUGUUUAAAGGAAAAAAAAAAAAGAAAAAAAAAAAAAACAUUAUAAAGGCUAAGUUUUACAUCAUUUUAAUACAAAAUUAACAUAGUAACAAUGUGCAGAUACAAUCAAAACAUAUAUUUGCAACAUCUGUGAUUAGAAUCUUCGCAAUUUUAUUUUAAAUAUGACUGGCAAUAACUAGAGAAGAACUUGGUAACAAUGAGGAAAGAAAGUAAUUAUAUCCCCUGUUGACUAUCCUAGAUGUAUCCUGUAAAUACAUCUAAAUUAAAUUAAAAAUAAAGAACAUAAAUAAAAAUGGUGAAUCAGAGGUUCACAGCAAGAUGAAAAUAUUACAAUUGCAUUAUUAUGGAUCUUGUAAAUGUUAAAUAAAGCAAAGACAAUACAAUGGACUUUGACCCACUCAAACAGUAUUUAAAAGCAUAGUGUAUACAAUGUCUGUCACUUAACUGGAAACUAGUAUAAAAUGAAUGGUUCUUAUCAUUCCCCUUUGUGAGAACUCAGAUCAUGGAAAAGUAAUGAUCCAAUGAAGUUAUAAGAAGUUCCCAUUUAGUGUAAUAAAUAAAUAGUGGUUUAAUACUGAAAUAAAACUAAGUUGUUUAUUAAGUA
Molecule: messenger RNA, 5139 nt
Organism: Anas platyrhynchos (mallard)
Lineage: Eukaryota; Metazoa; Chordata; Aves; Anseriformes; Anatidae
Source: RefSeq, a predicted model, not a curated record